Oncorhynchus kisutch (coho salmon) is the source of this 1475-nucleotide messenger RNA. It is a transcript of the gene lrp2bp, whose product is annotated as LRP2 binding protein. The record is from RefSeq and is a predicted model, not a curated record. The transcript has 9 exons. NCBI's taxonomy places the organism in Eukaryota, Metazoa, Chordata, Actinopteri, Salmoniformes, Salmonidae. The coding region runs from base 128 to 1165 and encodes 345 amino acids. Gene Ontology annotation, molecular function: protein binding.
AUUUGCGUCACAGUAGUUGUUUAGUAGUUGCUUAGUAACAGAUUAUAUUGUGUCGUAGCAUAAAGCGCACUGCAGACUUCAUGCACACAAAAUGAACAAACUGCGUGAAAGGCUCUGAGGCAAGGGUAUGAAGUCGGGUUAUAAAAUCGAUGCUCCAAAGAAACACAGCCAAGAAAAGGUGUUUCGUGCCAUCACGGAUGUCUACCGAGAUGAAGGAGGGAAACCGACUUCACACCAAGAGAGCCUUGCCACUCAGGUGGAGAGGGCUGAGAGACUGCUGAAGGGUAGAGCAGAAGGGGGAGACAAGCAGGCCCUUUUCCUGCUGGGACAGCUGUACUAUUAUGAGGGGCGCUAUGAGGAGGCAGAGAGAGUCUUUGACGGCCUUAAGGACAGCGAUCCCAGAGCCCUCUUCCAGCUAGCUGUCAUGUAUUAUGAUGGCCUGGGCACUGCUAUGGAUCAAGCAAGGGCAGUGGACUACAUGAGGAGAGUUGUCCAGUGGAAUAACCCAGAGGCAGGCUCCAUCAGAUACACUGCUCUGUAUCACAUUGGCAUAGCCUACCUGGAGGGCUAUGGGGUCCAGAAAUCCAAUACAGAAGCAGAAAGUUACUGGCUCCUUGCUGCUGAUGAGGGAAACCCCAGAGCCUGUGUAAAAGCUCAGAGUUCUCUGGGUAUGUUCUACUCUAGACCUGAGACACAGGACCUCAAAAGGGCGUUCUUCUGGCACUCAGAGGCCUGUGGCAAUGGCAGUCUGGAGUCCCAGGGUGCACUGGGGAUCAUGUACUUGUAUGGUCAGGGCAUCCAGCAGGACCCCAAGGCUGCCAUUGAGUGCCUGAAGGAAGCGGCUGAGCGGGGGAAUGUGUACGCCCAGGCCCACCUGGCUGCCUACUACUACCACAGGAAGCUCUACUCCAGAGCAGCAGCCCUUGCCAAAAGGAUUACCAAUUACGAUGACAUUGCUGCCAUCGCCAUGGUCACCGACUGCCUGCCUGAAUACGUAAUUAAGGGCGUGGCCAUUGCUCUUUUCUACUACGCCCGAUGUCUGGAACUGGGAAAGGGGGUUCCUCAGAGCAAGGAGAAGGCCUGGCAAUACUUCACUAAGGCUGCUCGGCUAAACCCAGAAGUGUGCCAGGACCUCCAGAGGGACAUCAUCUUUAGCAGAAUGUAGAGAUCCACCACCAUGAGUCCAGAUAGCAGUCUCCUCUGUUGCUUUGAGAUUACUUGAGUAAAUAUCAGACCUGAAUGCUUUGUGUUCAGUGUGUGGGUUUGGUAUGGAUAGGAGUAUGGCGAUUGUGUGCCCAGUGUAAGAACUGUUUAAUAACUACAGACUCCACACAUUAGAAUGGUGUUACCGGUGUUACUCUGCAUGAACUUGGGGUCCUUGAAUUCAGAUACAAAUGUAUAUAAAUUGUAGCAUCCAAAUUCAGAUGGUUUCAAUUUCAUACAAUUCUGAAAAGCUUACAUUGACAAGUGGAUAA